GGGCUGGGUUCCAUUGCUCGCUGGCUGAGACGCUAACCGACUCAGCAGCAAGCGCACAGGACUCCCACGAGACCGCUUUCGACCGCUAAGAAAGAUCGAGACCGCUGCGAUCUCGUAACGAGCAAAAACGCAGCCGGCCCACCCAAGAGAGCAUCGAGUCCCACGCCGUGCGACGGGGAUAAAAAUGGACUUCACGAAGUUCUUCGCGCCGCCCGCGCCCGCGCCCGCCAAGAAGCGGCGCGCGACGAAGGCCAAGCCGCCGCCGAAGCGCCUCAAACCGGACUCGACGCCGCUGCCGCCCAAAUACGCGUCGCUGCUGACGCAAUACGACCAGCUCCGCCAGGUGGCCCGGUCGCUCGAGGCGAUGCGCGUGCGCACGACGCUGGCGCAGCUCUGUGGUGCGGUGCCGCAACUCUCACUCACGGAGGCGACGGUGCGGACGUGCGCGCUGGCGUGUCCGCGCGCGCUGACCGUCGACGAUUCCGACGGUACUCCGCUGGUCGUCUUCCCGAAGCUCUCCGACUCAGAUCGGAGGCGCGGCGCGACGUACGAGGCGGCGCGGAGGUCGACGCUCGAAUGUUCUCUCAGAGAGCAGGCGGACGCGGCGCACGCUUGUUGGCUAGCGCAACGGAGCCUGGAGCCACCCUUGAAUGGUUACCACGCGGAUUUUGAUGAGGGACCACAACUAGGGCAAGCGCCGAAACCACCACCUCCGUCGCCGGCCAAAAUAAAACCGCAGCCGCCGACCGACGCCCUACUCCCCCUCCAGCGCCUAGCUGGCGAGGCCUGGUACGAGGGCCAGGCUGUUCGAGUCGAAACUUUAGAAAAGCGGCCGGGCCGCUACGCGUCGGUUACGAAACCGCUGCCCGACCAGGUGCGCAAGUUCCUAGAACCGCUGCGACUCUACGAGCACCAAGCUAGAGCGAUUGACGCUUCAUUGGGUGGCGCCGACGUCGCGUUAGCCACGGGGACGGCGUCGGGCAAGACCUUGUCCUACGUCGUACCUGCCUUGUGUGCGGCCGCAUCAACGGACGGCUGCGUCGCGCUGUUCCUGUUCCCGACCAAAGCCCUCGCCCAGGACCAGCUCGCCUCCCUCAAACGAGCUAUUGAAGCGUGCUCGCUGGACGCUUCAUGCUCGACGCUGGACGGCGACACUGCAGAUGAGGAGAGACAAUCGAUAGCGCAGUCGCCGUCGACGUUCAUCAUCACGAACCCCGACAUGCUCCACUACACGUUGUUGCCCGGAGCGUCGCAAAGGUGGCGGCGAUUGUUUGAUGACUUACGUUACGUCGUCGUCGACGAGGCUCAUGUUUACGUCGGAGGCUUCGGCGCCCACGUCGCCGCGGUGUUGCGGCGUCUACAAAGGUUAGCGCCGUCCUGUCAAUAUUUUGCGUGUUCUGCUACGGUCCGCGACGCGGCCGGGCACGCUUCUUCACUCCUACCGCCCUCGUCGCGCCAGCUGGUCGUGAUCGACGACGACGCGUCGCCGCGGGGCCCGAAGCAGGUCGUGGUGUGGAACCCGCCCCUCAAGAAAGAGAAGAAAAUUAAGAGGAAGAAAGUCGAGGCAGAAACGGACGAGUAUAAUUCCGACACCGAGGAGUACGACGAGGACCAAGCCUUACAGGGCGAGGAGAAGGCCCGCGCGGCGAUGAUGCUCGCGGAGCGCAAAGCUCUGGCCGUGGAAGGUACUGAUGGUGAGCCUAUCAGAAGGAAGUCGGCCAUCGUCGAGGCGGCUCGGAUAGUGGCUUCUCUGACCUCGCACGGCGUGCGCACGCUCUGCUUCGCGAAGACGCGCAAGCUCCAGGAGCUCGUUUUGGGAUAUGCGUGCGAGCGGUCCUCGACAAGAUUAGCUGGUUACAGGGGCGGCUACACGCCUGCCGAGAGACGUAGGAUCGAGUCAGACUUCUUCGAGGGCCGGCUGGACGGCGUCGUCGCGACCUGUGCUUUAGAGUUAGGUGUGGACGUGGGAGAUCUUGACGCCACAGUACACUUAGGAUGGCCCGGGAGCCGCUGCUCUUUAAGGCAGCAGGCGGGGCGGGCGGGCCGAGAUCCCGCGCGAGCGUCGUUGGCCGUGGUCGUCUUGUUCAACGGUCCCUUGGAUCAGUUGAUGGCGCAGAAGGCGCCGUUGCUGACCGGCGAGGUCGAGCCGUGCGCUUUGUUGGUUGCGGCGUGGAAAUCAACCAGUGCGUCGGGUGCAGGCAUCGCGUCGAUGGCGUAUUUCCACGCAGGUCCAUCGCGAACGAGCGCGUUUUGAGGGACCAGCUGCUCUGCGCGGCGGCCGAGGCGCCCCUAGCUACAGAAGACCGGGCAAGGUUUGUGGGUCGUAGAGACGGGUCUGUACCAGAAGAGUCGGGACGAGUCUACGACCGGGCCCUCGAUUCAUUGAGAAGGGACGGGAGUCUGGUAGAAAGGUCCAAGGCCCUAUGUUGUCGGAGGAGCGACGUCAAACAUGCGAAAAAUGUCCCUCUGCGCGUCGUCGAUCCAGUUACCAUAGAAGUGCGGAUCAACGGCGUGGUGCUCGACACCGUGCCGUACGCUAGAGCGUUCUACGAGUUGUUCGAGGGGGCCAUCUACCUGCACCAGGUGCCGGAGCGGCGUCCUUUUGUUUUUGCGACUUCCCCACGCCAUCGCCGCGACGUCGUCUCCUUCCUUGAGUCGGCUCGAUGGCGUGGAGGUCGUCGCGGUCUACGCCGCCGGCACGCCAUCGCCGCGACCCGUAAUGACGCAGGCCCGCCCCCACCUCGUCACGAAGCUCGACCUCCAAGCUAGAUAUGCGUCCGUCAAACGGUUGCGGACCUGCGGCUACAUCACGGCUUCCAGGAAUCACACCGACGUCGAUCCGGUUCGAGUCCUCGAAGCGAGAGGACCACUAAAAACAGGAGUCGUCCACGUCGUCAGCAAAGUCUGGGGCUACCGGAAAGUUUGUAGGCAGACCUUCAAAGUGCUCGAGUUGAAGGAAUUUUCUCUUCCACCUCUCGAAUUUGAUAGUAGGGGCACGUGGGUCGACGUCCCGUCUUCCGCAAUUGAGAAGAUGGCUUCGUUGAACCUGGACGCGCGGUCGGGAGUCCACGCGGCGAAUCACGCUUUACUGAUCGUGGCGCCCUUGUUUGUCGUGGCCGAUGCGGCGGAUAUUUCUACCGAACAUGUCUACCCGAGGCAACAUCGCCCGAGACCUUUACGCCUUAUCUUGUAUGAUGCGCGGCCCGGGGGCUUGGGGGCGGCCGACGCCUUGUUCCGACGCUUCCACGCGGCGCUGGGCCAGGCGCGACGAUUGCUGUCGGAGUGCCCUUGUCGCUUCAGUUCGGGAUGCCCUGCGUGUCUGCAUGUGCAUACCUGUAGUGGCUACAACGCCAAUCUCGAUAGACGGGCGGCGCGGAUUAUUGUGGAUGCCGUGCUGCAAGAGCUGCGGUCGAUCUGUCAACCCGUCGUCGAGUCGCCGGCGCGGGCCGCGCGGCUGCGCGACGCCGCCGUUGGUUCUAGGUUGGGCGCGUCGGCGGCGGUCGCGGACGCGUGGGCGCCGUCGCUGCCGGACUUUCGGCCGCCCGUCGAGUAGUGUGUUGUUAAGAUUGUGUCUUGA
Messenger RNA from Pelagomonas calceolata, 3577 nucleotides. The record is from the annotation of a GenBank genome assembly. Lineage: Eukaryota; Pelagophyceae; Pelagomonadales; Pelagomonadaceae.